UAACCUUGUUUGAGUUUCAUUCUUCAGAUGUUAAAUAAGACAGAACAAACACUCUGGAGGCUUCUCCGAGAUUCUGCAGAAAUAUUUUAUUGAAGUUGUGACUUUUGCAGCUUGUAAGAACCCUCUUUGUCCUCAGAGAGCCUAAUGCCCCCUCCACCAUCCUCUCCCCUCCUCCUCCUCCUCCUCCUGUGUCCUGAGGUGUGGAGCUAUGAAGCUCCUGAGGAUAAGGAGGAUGUGUUUGCAAAAAGAGCCUGUCCUGCCUUCCUGACCUUCAUCAACGUUGCCUUUCUGGCUGGAGUCACUUUGGAGAUGCCCUGCCACUGCAAACCAGAACAGGUCCAGUCAGUUGUUUGGUUCUUCAAGAAACAUCUGGGCAGCUCCAAGGAGACAAGAGUCCUGACAGAUCACCAUGGCAACAAGCUGCUGGACCCCAGUCACAUCCCUCACAGCGGCAGCCUGGAGAGUCGAUUCUCUAUUCGUCUCUUCAGCCUGCUGAUCUUCAGAGCGGGGCCUCACGACUCCGGCAUCUAUAUCUGUGGCUCUGCCCACAAAGACUUCUUCUAUGGUUACGACCUGGACAUUCAGGAGGCGCACACACUCAGCUUCACUCCAAGGCUCACUCCAGAAACUAUAACAGAGGAAAGAAAUGAAACAAAACGACUCAGCUCUGCUCAGCCGUUGUACCGGAUCUUCACCACGUUCCGGCCCUGGUCAGUCUGUGAUCGCUGUGGAGUACCGGGAGAGCAAGUUCGUGUGGGACUCUGCUACGUCCACUCCCACUUCCUGCACAUACGCUACAGACGGGUCAAUCAGACAGUUGCGUCAUGUGGCUCAGGAGGGGUGCCUUUUGGGCAACUGAUGCGAGUUGGAGCCAAGCUGGAGGUCAAAAGCUGUGAAGUGACUUGUCCAACUCAAGCUCCUCCAUCCUCCAAAAUCCUUGCUCCGAUGGCAUUUCUGGGGUACAAUUCUGAGGAGGUACCAGUGUUGUACUUGAACCACCCUACAGACCGUGUUCUGACCCUGGGCUGUCCCGGGGCACGACCUGACAUGGCUGUGGCAUGGGACAGAGGAUCUGAGCCCAUCUACCGAUCUGAACACUCGGCAGGUCAUAACCUCAGCGCCACGCCCCCCAGGCUGUUGAUAGACACCGGACACCACCUGGUGUUUAACCCUGCAAAAACCCAGGACUCAGGUGUCUACUGUUGCUGGCUGCAGGGUCAGCAGGCCGCCAAGAUACGACUUCUGGUCUACGCCCAUAUGGGGCGAGGACAGUCAGUGACAUCACAUCCUGACUUCCUGACAGCUCUCAAGACUGUGUUAAGAUCAUAUGCUGUCAUGACAGCUGUAUUUUGCAUUCUGCUGUUCGGCAGAGCUGUGGUCAGACACCUCAGAGACACCAGAGAAACACAUUUGGAUUAAACUAAAUAUUGUGAUGUAGGGUAGUUAUUCUCAGCCACCAUAAUAAUAAUGCCCAGAGUUAUGCUGACACAGUUACACGUCAUUAUAUUAUUUUGUAAGCAAAAACAGGUGCAGCUAAAGGUCCUGGAAAAUUACAAUCACAGAUUUUCUUGAUGACACUGCUUUCUAAAAACAUGUUCUCAUACUACUCUCCUAAUCUGCUCUCCUCUCCACUGUAUUGUUUCCUCUCCUGUCCAGCAACAACAACAAGCACAUCAAUUGUAAAAUAAUCAAGAUUAAUGUUAUAUUAAGUAGACUAGAUAUGUCAAAGACAAUAUUUGAGAAGCCAUCAUCAAUUUAGAUGAGUUUCUCAACAGCGUCAGUUAUGUUGUUUUUCGCUUUGAAUGGUAUCAGUCUCCGGAACCACAGUUCCCAAUAACCCCAAUAAAAAUAGAGUUUUAUAUAAAUUGUAGUGUUAAACCUUUAAGGAUCGGUAUCAAUAGGAUUUUAUCAAUACUACGACUCUCAUAGGCUCGUUUUUAAAAAAAAAUCAAUACUCUUAAGCUAUACUCACACUGUAAGCCCUAAUGCUCAUUUCGAUUCAUUGCCCAGAUCCAAUUUUUUUGAUUGACUGCCUAUGUCAGACUCCACUGUAAAUUGGCAAGGGCCUGAUAGUGACAACCUCUGCAGAUAAGAGAGUGAGAGAUAAAUGAUGAAACAAAGAAAAACUCACUGAGAGAGAACUGAGAGAGACAAUAACUUAAUAAUAAGAAAAAUAGCGGGAGAAGAGAAAGAAAAACCGUCAAGCUUGAGCGGUGGAUAAAAAUUAAUAGAGAUGGCGAGAUGGGAGUUAAUGAAGGUGAGGAAAUACAUGCAGAGCAUUCCCAUCCAAUUAUCUUUGUGCAAAAUAGAUGAAAAAUAUGGAUGAAAAUGCAAACAUUGUUAAUAUUUCCAAAAUAUUGUAAUUCAUUAUCAUUCAGUUUUAUCAUUACAAAGAAAUGCAUGUGGAAAAGAACACUUUUUUUUGCAAUUCUUGAUCAUAAUGUUCAUUAAAAGCAGACCUGGUGUGUUUUGUAA
Molecule: messenger RNA, 2475 nt
Organism: Micropterus salmoides (largemouth bass)
Lineage: Eukaryota; Metazoa; Chordata; Actinopteri; Centrarchiformes; Centrarchidae
Product: Ig-like V-type domain-containing protein FAM187A
Exons: 5
Coding region: 145-1419 (424 amino acids)
Source: RefSeq, a predicted model, not a curated record